This is a messenger RNA of Puntigrus tetrazona (Sumatra barb), 5152 nucleotides long. RefSeq names its product semaphorin 7A (gene sema7a). The transcript is spliced from 14 exons. Gene Ontology annotation, molecular function: semaphorin receptor binding; integrin binding; chemorepellent activity. The record is from RefSeq and is a predicted model, not a curated record. Bases 35 to 1984 code for a protein of 649 amino acids. Gene Ontology annotation, biological process: positive regulation of cell migration; regulation of inflammatory response; negative regulation of axon extension involved in axon guidance. NCBI's taxonomy places the organism in Eukaryota, Metazoa, Chordata, Actinopteri, Cypriniformes, Cyprinidae.
UUUUCAGGCUCACUCGCUCUCUGGAGGGGACUAGAUGUGGUGGGUGUUUCUGGCGGAAAGAUCGCGAAGGAAUAUGAUCUUCAAACGACAAUAUUUUUCAGUCCACAUCAAGGGGAAUUUGGCGUGUUUUCUGCUCGUCUAUGAAGCAUGCUUUCAUUGCGUGUGUUGCUCCGAUAAUCCCAGAUUAACUCUAAAGCAAGGUUAUACCUCUCUUUCAUACAACAGAAACUAUAGCCACACAGUCUUGUACCACGAGGAUGAAUCGAAUACUGUGAUCGCAGGAGGAAUAAAUCAUGUGUUAUAUUUUGAUGUGGACAGCCACCAAAUUGUGGAGAACUUGACUCUGGAUGCAGAAUGUGGUGAGGGCUCCUGUGAAAAUGCAGUGACAGUAAUUGAAAGAUUGGAAAACUACACAUUUGUAUGCGGGACGAAUGGAAGACAGCCACGGUGCUGGAAACUGUUUUCCAGAGGAAGCAGUCGUUUGGUUGUAGAUGGUACGGCAAUCUCACCUCAUACAAGUUCGCAAAACUCCUUGUCGCUGGUGGCAGAUGGAGAUCUCUACGCAGCAGCUCCUCUAUACAGUGAUGGAACCCUGCUGCAGUUUCGCAGGAAAGCUGGGAAACGAAUCAAUGUAUGGAUGUAUGAUCAGUGGCUCUCAGAACCCACUUUCAUUUCCAGUUUUCUGGCCCAGCGUGAGAAUGACACCUUACAUGAGAAGAUAUACAUCUUAUUCCGUGAGAAGAACUCAGACACGAGUCCAGAAGCUGAUCCGUGGAUAUCUAGAGUGGCCAGAGUGUGUAAGGUCGACGAGGGUGGUCCUAAACAGUUUCUCCAGAACAUUUGGACCUCCUUUCUCAAAGCACGACUUGUGUGCGGGAUUCCUAGAGAGUCGCUGUACUUCAACCGCCUACAGGACGUUUUCAUCCAGCAUGCUGACGACUGGAGGGAUUCCCAGGUGUAUGCGCUUUUCUCCAGCAGCUGGAACUCUACGGCUGUGUGUAUUUACUCGUUGGAGGAGCUUGACAAUGUUUUUGAGCAUUCCUCCUUCAAAGGUUCAGAGGCCAUUCCCAACCCAAGGCCAGGAACUUGUGUCAAACAAAGCAAUUCCAUUCCAAUUCCCAACCUUCAAUUCAUUAAAGACCAUCCAGAGAUGAAGAACUGGAUUCAUCCCAUUAAAAAAGAAACACCUUUCUUUACAAGUAAUAAGAACUUCACCAAGAUAGCAGUUGACCGAGUCCGAGCUUCGGAUGGCAACAUGCACAAUGUGCUUCUGCUUGCAACAGACAAUGGAGUGAUCUUUAAGAUCCUGGUGAAUAGCUCCAAUGCCUUCAUCAUCUCUGAAACGCACCUGUUGAACGGUUCGGCACCCGUACAUUCGAUGAAACUCGACUCCGUGAAGAGGAAGCUGUUUGUAGGAUAUCCUGGUCAGAUUUCUGUUUUAGACCUGCAGAGAUGUCAAGACUACAACGCUUCCUGUGAGGAAUGUGUCCUUUCCCGUGACCCAUACUGCGCUUGGACUGCACAAGGCUGCACAACACAAACUAGAGGUGGAAUACAGAAUAUUGCUAACGGAUUCACUGAUGUAUGUCGCCCAAAAUCAGGGGGAAGAUUCACAAGAGAAGUGAAGCAAUCCUCGGCAGCUCCGUUAAAGAUUUUGCACCAUUUGCACACUGGCGUUCCCUUCUAUCUUUCUUGUCCUGUCGAUUCCAAUCACGCCACUUACAAAUGGGAACAUGACCAAAAGAGCAUCCCGUGCCAGAAGACCCAGUCAGAAUGUCUCCUCCUCAUUCCAGCCAUGUCGAGCGGCAUGUAUGGCGAUUACAAAUGUACAUCUCACGAACUUGAUUACACCAAAACUGUGAGAGAAUACAACCUCUUCGAUGAAAACUCAAGAUCUGCCUUUAAUGAUGCUUUUAAGCUGAGAGCCCAGGACUGGUUAAUGGCCGCAUUUGUCGCUAGUGUCUUCUAUCUGCGCUCGCUUUAAGGUCAGGGUUGUUAUAUAAAAGUCAGUGCUUCCGUCUUCAAGCUUUUCUGAUGACCUGUAAGCUAAAUUUAACCAUCAGUCACACGUUGCCCGGUCAUUAGUCUUAUCAGACAAAGUUUAUAGGGAAGUAAUCCGUGAACUAAACAUCUAACAGACAGCUCGCAAUUAUAUGCUUGCCAUCUGUUGAGUGGCUAUUGAAGGAAUACAGCACUGUUGCUGACUCUCACGAGACAACUGCUGCUUCAAAAACACAAUUUUUUAGAUAAAUUAUUUUUGUUAGAUUUAUUUAUUAUCAGUUAUUUAUUACUAAUAAAUGAGCCUACAACAUAUUAAACUGAAAAGAGAUUUUUUUUUUCUCCAAUGAGGAGGCGGAACAUUUGGCAAAUACAUUACAACACUUAUAUUAUUGCACAGGUUGUCUGUUACCUGCGAGCAGGCAGAAUGUCAAUCAGUGUACUGGAGAAUACAUCAAACAUAAAUAAAGAAACAAGGUUGCUUGUCACAUUUUCCUAACAAGCAACCAUAUUUUUUACGUAAGCCAAAAAAAAUGUAACCCGCAACCAGGGAAUUUUUUUCACCCAACUUUACACAAAAAAGGCCAAAGUUGUGUAUAAUUUGCAGACUUGGCAACUGUGGUCCAAAGCCGUAGACCACAAUGACAAUUUGGAAGUUUAUCUUUAGAACAGGAAAUAUUCUGUUUGGGGAUUUAGAAUUGUUUUAAUUAACAGAAGCUUGCUUUUACAGUUCUUGGAAGGUGGGCGGGGGAGCCCUAUAGUCCGAACUGAUCUCUGUAGUCUUCUGAUGUCUGAUUUUGGAGGUGAUUUUAAGCAGGCAGUUAUUGAGUCUAUGUGAGUGUCUGUCAGUUGCAGGUGCAGUCGUUGGUAUAGUGGGAGAAUAGCAACGGGGAGAGGACACGGCCCUUGGGGGCGCCAGUGCUGGCGGUGCGGUUGGUGUGGAUGUCAGUUUAUCGGAAAGCUGGUGAUCCACUGAGAGCUAGAGCUAGGGACACAGAGCUGGGUUGGAUUGGUCUGGAGGAGUGUUGGAAUAAUAGUUUUGAAGAGCUAAAGUCCACAAGCAGGAUCCUCACAGGAGUGGAGGAGAGGGGGGCUGCAGGAGCUGUUAAUAGUUGUUUGGAGGGAGUUUAGAGUAUUAGACUGGGAGUUUUAAUUCUACAAUAAAACUCAUUUAGGUCUUCAGCAAGUUGAAGUUGACUGGCUUUAGUACUAGGGGUGGUGUCUUGCAGCUGGUGAUGUCUUUCAGGCCUUACCAUACUAAUUCAUGGUUGUUUGAAGAAAAGCUUUUCAUAAUUCUUCUAAUCUCAUCUCCUUAUUAGGACCUUUUUUUUUUAUUCCAGAACUAAAAGUAGAAAGUAUCGUGGAAACUAUUUGCCAGUACCAUUUAAAGCACCGGCCUCAAACUCAAUUCCUGAAGGUCCAUGGCUCCGCAGAGUUUAGCUUCAACCCUAAUCAAGCACAUCUGAUCCAGCUAAUCAAGGUCUUUAGGAUCACAAGAAUCUUCGAAGCAGGUGUUAUUUGGGGCUGGUGGGAGCUAAACUCCGCAGUGCUGUGGCCCUCCAGGAUUGAAUUUGAGGCCGGUGAAGCUGGUGUCAUGUCUUGCGGGUUUCAUAAUAAUGGCUGUGGAAUGCAGACAUAUACGUCAAGCGAUUGAAAUAACAGAAAGAGUUAUAUAUGCACAGUGGUACUAAGAAAUGGUUCCUGCGGUGCAAAAGGCCCGAUUGUACAAGACUACAUGAAGUAAUUUAGACACUCUUAGACUUGCACUUUAAAUUGCUCCGAUUUGUGCACUAAAUGGCUUUAUGUAAUUUAAAUGGUUUGGCACUCCGUUCAAGGACUGUAGCUUGUCUGCACAGUCUCAUACAGUAUGGGAUGUUAUCCGGGGCACAAUGGUCAUGAUUUACAGUAAUUGAUGGAGUGUUUGUUUAUUGAAGAACUUCCUCACAUUAAUGUAGCCUGAUUGUUUCUUAAUGAUUAUGUCUCACACACAUGUUGCACUCGUUUACUUUUGUUAUUCUAUUUGCUAUUUACCUCCAAACCGCAUAGUGCUAAUUUUACAAGAAAGAAAAGCAGAAAGUGUUUGGGUGGCGUUAUCAUAAACAUGUUUUGUAAGUCUGUAGACUAUUUAGGGUGUGGUGGACAAGGUCACUAUCGGGAAUUCGUUGCUUUUGGCAGCUGCAAAGAGAGGCUCUGUGUUAAAAGUUGAAGCAUUGAGGUUUUUUAUUAUCCGUGUGACUAAUAUAAAUAUACAAUGGCUUCUAUAUACAAAGAAAUCUCUUUAAUUGUUCCAGCAUAUAUUUUUAACUCAUUGUUUUACCGAUAUACAGUAAAAAGGUUUGGAAGCUUUUGUGUUUGUAGAGAAUGAAGAAGGAGGGCAUUAGGCUGUAGACAGUGACAGUUUAUGAAAAUGAAGGGAAUUUUAUGUUUGACAUGUUCACUCAAAUGUAUUUCUUUAGCAAAACCACAUACAGUGCCGCACACUAAUAUUGUUAUCCUUGGUAAAUAUAAUCAAAAUUAAUCUGCAUUGUUAAUUCUUUUGAUCUACUAUUUAAAACAUUUAAUUGGACAAUGAGAAUUUUAAAUGGGGGGAUAUCAUUGUGAAAUAAAUGUUUUUCUCAAAUACAUAUUGGCACCCCUAUAAAUUCUUAUGAGUAAAAUAUCUCUGAAGUAUAUAUUUCCAUUCAUAUUCACAAAUUCAAGAACUCCAGGGUGAUUGUGAACAUGAAAUUAUGUUGCCAGUAUUUGGCUUGUAUUAAUAUUAUUAAAAGUAUUUUAUAUUUCCAUUGACAGCAUGAAAGUAUUGUCUGUAAUGGUCUCUGUAUUUUCUUAUUUCAUGUUAUUACAUUAAUUAUUAAGAGGUACAGAGAUAAAAGAGCCACAGCUGUGAACCGGCUGCUUUGUAGUCUGGUUCGUGUCAAUGUAAAAUUGAAUUCUUGAUUAUAUUAGACAAGGGACACUUUGUUGCUUUAAUGUUUUAUGAUUAAUAUUUUUGUGCACUUUCUGAAUCAUUUUGGACAGAUCCCAAUAUGUCACUUUAGAUGUGAAAUGCUCUUUAAUGAUGUUUAAUGUUACGUUGUACUUUAUAUUUAUUUUAGUGCAUUACUUGUGUAUUUCCCUUAAUAAGCAAAACUAAUACAACUAUAUUUUUAUAGCA